Molecule: messenger RNA, 1889 nt
Organism: Pogona vitticeps (central bearded dragon)
Lineage: Eukaryota; Metazoa; Chordata; Lepidosauria; Squamata; Agamidae
Source: RefSeq, a predicted model, not a curated record
CAUAUUUUUCCUUUGGUGUGUGUGUGUGCCCGCCCUGCUGGGAGAUGGAUACAUUGUAGCGAGUGGAGAGGAGCGACUCUCAGGCUCUCUCUCUCUUUUGCUUCCCGUUCUGCUGCUGCUGCUGCUGCUCUCCUGGUUCCGGAGGCGACCGACCUUCCCGGGGAGGGAAGUGGGGCUGAGCCGAGCCGAGCCCAUCGCCCGCCAUGGGAGCCGAGCCCCCCCGCCUGGCCCGGCAGCUCUUCCUGCUCGGCCUGGCCGCCGUCUACGUGGCCGCCUUCGCCUCCCUCUACGUUCAGCUGCCCGGUCUCUACGGGAAGAACGGCAUCCUGCCCGCCCGGAAGAUGCUCCGCUUCACCGGCAAAGGCUUCUGGGAGCAGCUGCGGGAUUCGCCCACCCUCUUGUGGCUGGGGCCACGCCUGGGCCUGGACACGGAGCAAGGCAUGGAGCUGCUCUGCCUGCUGGGGGCGCUGCUCUCCUUCGGGGCCCUGAUCCUGGAGCCUCUGCGGGACAGCCUGGUCUUUCUGGCCCUCUGGGCCCUCUACCUCUCCCUCUAUCAGGUGGGGCAGGUGUUCCUCUAUUUCCAGUGGGACAGCCUCCUGCUGGAAACGGGCUUCUUGGCCGUGCUGGUGGCCCCCCUGCAUCUCCUGAAGCGGCGCUCGAUGGCCUGGCGGCCUCACGACGGGGUGACCUUCUGGCUGGUGCGCUGGCUGCUUUUCCGGCUGAUGUUCGCCUCCGGAGUGGUGAAGCUGACCAGCCGCUGCCCCACCUGGUGGGGGCUCACAGCGUUGACCUACCACUACGAGACGCAAUGCAUCCCCACGCCCGCUGCCUGGUUUGCCCACCAGCUCCCCGUCUGGUUCCAGAAGUUCAGCGUGGUGGCCACCUACGUGAUCGAGAUCAUCAUCCCGCCUCUCUUCUUCGCUCCACUCCGCCGCCUCCGCCUCUUUGCCUUCUACAGCCAGAUCUUCCUCCAAGCCUUGAUCAUCAUCACGGGCAACUACAACUUCUUCAACCUGCUGACGAUCGUGCUCUGCUUCUCCCUGCUGGAUGACGAGCAUGUGGGGCUGUGGCUGGGGCGCGGGCGGAAGAAGGCGGGGCCUGCCGGCCCCCCGAGGCUGAUGUCCAUCCUCUCUGUGCUGGCCGAGCUGGGCACCUACGGCCUCGGCCUCUACUGGACAGCCCUUUACUUUGGCCUGCAGAUCAACUGGGAGAAGAAGCAGUUUGAAUCCAAGACCGCGUUCACGUACCAUGAAUUCAUGCAGUGGCUGAGGAUGGUGACUCUCCCUCUGGUGGGGAUUGGAUUUUUGUCCCUGCUUUGGGAAAUCCUGCAGGCUGGAUACAGGAGCGCCUGCGCCCGAGGCUUUCUCUGGAAACUCUGGGCGGCCACUCAGUGGGCUGUCUUUACCACCGCAGCUCUUGGGAUGUUUACCAUCAGCCUGGUCCCUUUCACCUACAUCGAGUACGAGUCCAACGGGAAGCUCUGGCCGGCCGUCCACCAGCUCUUCAGCGCCGUGGACCGCUACCAGCUGGCCAAUUCCUACGGGCUCUUCCGGCGGAUGACGGGCGUCGGCGGGCGGCCGGAGGUGGUGGUGGAAGGCAGCUACGACAAGAAGACGUGGACGGAGAUUGAAUUCAUGUACAAGCCAGGCAACCUCAGUGCGCCACCCCCGGUUGUGAUCCCUCACCAGCCCCGGCUGGACUGGCAGAUGUGGUUUGCAGCCUUGGGCCACCAUACGCACAGCCCCUGGUUCACCAGCUUCGUCUAUCGCCUUCUGCAGGGCAAGGAGGAAGCCCUGAAAGGCUUCGCUUGCCCUGGUGGGGAGAUGCCCUGUGUGGCUUUUUCUAUCAUGACAAGGAGGAGCGUAACCCAUCAAAGAUUUCACCGCUAA